AUGUCAGAAUCCAAACGCACGGUCACAUGGUCAUGGGAUCGCCCUCCAGAUGGCCCAUUUCUAGAUAAGACGGUGUUCACUCCUCCCGAUGGCCAACGAACGCCCAACGGCCAAAUCUGGGGCCAUAGCCUCGAUGAUCUUUUUUGGUUUCCUCGCGCUCCGGGAGUGGACGUCUUGACAAUCUGGUCGCGAAGUAUGAUACGGGAAUUCGGAGAGUGCUACGAUGAUAACGAGCACAAGAGGGAGCCUCCUCCGAGAAAAAGGAAACCUUGGCCCCUUCUUAAACUUCCUAAAAGAAUGAAGGCAGAGAGUAGGAAAUACGGUUUUGGAGUCGUUGAUCCAGGAUCGGACUCCGGCGAUAGUGACGAUGAUGGGUUCAAGUGCCAAACGGUCCUUAUCGACGUUGACUCGGACAACGAGGAGAAAGCUAGGUUGCUCUCCAACAGAGUUGAAUUUAAGAAACUUCUUAAAAAGGGAUUUAACAAGGACUGGCCGCCGGGUCGAAAAGAACUUGUUCACGAGGCUUUACGCAAGGGGAAGAUUUCUAUACACGAUGGGCCAAAGCUUAUUGUUUUCAAGGACAUCAGUGAAGCAUAUUUUUUCGCCAAAUUGGACUGUCCGACAUGUUUUCACUUCGGACCGCUCCUCUGUCCCGAGUGCACUGUUAAUCCCCCUCCAGUUAUCUAUGUUGUGCGCUACAAUAUAGGAAAACCGAAGUUCAUUGAAGAUAGAAAAGGGAAAUCGACGGCAUGGUUCGCUGAUCCUAAUAUGCCAUGUAUAUUCAGCGCAGCCAUCUCAGGUUUAGGGGCCAUUGCCCCAGAUCGAAAUUACCGGGACGCGUGCGUGCAGGAUGGUUCGCUCAUAGGAGUACUUGGGACCACAAUUCUUCGUAUUCCUGGCGAGAAUGUGACAGGUUCGAAAUGUAAGACUUGCGGGAAAGACCUUCCUGACUGUGAAGGGUGUGGGGAGGACACUACUAAACCUAUCUCUACCAAGUCCGAUGGAAAUGGGAAGUCUUGGUUUGCGGAUGCGAGCGAAAAUAGGCCAAGUUUCACAUCAACUGGGAUGUCUCUUCCUUCCACAGACCCGAAAGUGGGAGGUGACGAUCCGAAAUUUGGUGCUUCUCCUCUACUGGUGGAUGCCCCUGAUCCGCUGCUCAAAGGUCUUCCAGAAUCUGUCCUAUCAGAAAACACGCUCGCAAUUGAGAAGAGCGGAGCAAUUCAAGCUGGCGUCAAAUUUGACGGGGAGCGCCUUGCUGAUCGUGCAGACAAUGUCACAGCCGCCACAGAUAAAAAGAGCGAGAAGGACAACGCAGAUUCAGCAGCCACCAGUGAGGGGCCCGGAAGUCCGUUGCCAACCAAACCCCCUAAUAUGCCACCUUGCCUGGAGGAAGAAAUUCCACUAGAAUUCUUUCCCGAUAUACUAAUUGUGAAAGAUGCGGCUGGAGGCAUCAUUCGUUACCACUCGUCGCAUCGUACGCCCGUUGCCGACGAGCACUCUUCUAUACUUGACAAGCCAGUCAAGUUCAGACGAGUUCUGCCCUCUCCCCGGACCGCAGACGAUCCUAAGCAACAAUCGUCUUCCUCGGCGCAACCCUUGCGUGUGGCAGAGCUGUGCCUCUCUUUAACUUAUAGGCUAGGAAGGGGGAACCAUUCUGAUGUCUAUCUCGUUCCACUCAGAUUACCCCGUCCACUUUCUGCUCGGACUCCCACUGGGGAAGUUUCCGUUGCUUGCAAAAUGGCGCAUGACAGGUCUUAUGAGGCACGGGAACUUCUCGAGAAUGAAGCGAGAAUAUAUGCUUCGCUCCCUAGCCACAUGUUUGAAGAAUGGAAUGGAUAUAAUCUCCUCAGUCCCUAUUUCAGGCAUCGAACCGUCCCUGUCGGCCCCGUUGUCCCGAAAUUCUAUGGUUAUUACAAGGCAGUCUACGACCCAGAGUACUAUGCUGAAGAUGAGGAGGAUCUGGAUGAAGAGUCCAAGGAAAGCCUGAAAGCAUUCAUCGAAGGAUUAAGCCCCAUUCUCUUGAUGGAACACUGUGGAGAGCAGAUCAAUCCCACAGAGAUGCCUGAAGAUGAUCGGGACGAAUGCAUGUCCCUUCUAUACCGUCUGCAUCUCGUGGGUUAUAGACACAAUUCUGCUCACAUUCGUAACAUUGUAGUUCAACCUGGACCGCUUACACUCCCGCCACACCGUCGUAGUCUGAAGGACCCUUCAUUCCGCAUGAUUGACUUUGGUCGCACGGUAGAUUUCGUCCACGAUGUCGAGCAGCGUAAGCAUUGGGGAGUUUACUAUGACCGUUGGUACAAUCCGCAACUCAACGAGCUCCGGAAUCUGGGACAUGAGAUUCGGUCCCGGUACUCGUGGUUGUAA
This is a messenger RNA of Cantharellus anzutake, 2367 nucleotides long. RefSeq lists its product as uncharacterized. The transcript has 5 exons. The coding region runs from base 1 to 2367 and encodes 788 amino acids. Gene Ontology annotation, molecular function: protein kinase activity; ATP binding. NCBI's taxonomy places the organism in Eukaryota, Fungi, Basidiomycota, Agaricomycetes, Cantharellales, Hydnaceae. The record is from RefSeq and is a predicted model, not a curated record. Gene Ontology annotation, biological process: protein phosphorylation.